AUGAUUUUUUACUUUAACCUUUGCAGACUGGUGCGUCACGACUGGACAAAUUCUGCCGAACCAAAAACAAACAAAAUAAAAAAACAACUCACAAAAACUGCAGCGAGCUCCCACAAGAGUUCCAGAAGAAAAUCCAGCAAAGAUCUUGAGGAGCUGAGAGAGGCAGUGGAGUCUCAUAAGCGCUCUGCAGAGACAGCAGUAGAGGACAGUGAGAGGAUCUUCAUUGAGCUCAUCCGCUCCAUUGAGAGAAGCCGCUCUAAGGUGAUGCAGAUGAUCAGAGAACAGGAAAAGGCUGCAUUGGGUCGAGUUGAAGGACUCAUCUAUCGACUGGAGCAGAAGAUUGAUGAACUGAAGAGGAGAGAUGCUGAGCUGGAACAGCUUUCUCACACAAAUGAUCACAUCCUUUUUCUCAAGGUAACACAUCUGAAAUACAGAAAUUUUCCAGUCUCUCCUGAAUCUACAGAUACAUCCAGCAUCACUGUCAGCUCUCUCCUCUCUUUUGAUGAAGUGAGAAAGUCCCUCUAUCAACUGAAAGAAAAACUGCAGGGUUUCUGUAGAGAGGAGAUAGGCAAGAUAUCUGGCAAAGUAACAUAUGUUGAAAUUAUUCCCACCAAUGAACCCAAGAUCAGGGAGGAGUUCCUGCAGUAUUACAGUAAGUUCACUCUGGAUCCAAACGCAGUGAAUGAACACCUCCGUCUGUCCGUCUGGAAUGGAGUGGUUAAUGUCCCUAACGUAGUCCAGCAGUGUCCUGAUCAUCCAGACAGAUUUGAGGAUUAUCCUCAGGCUGAGCUGAAGAAGGAGCCCGUCCCACUGCAGGAUGAUUCAGACCUGGAGAAAAAGCGCAGGGAGGCUGAUGCUCUGCUACAGAGUAUGGGCAUCACACCAGACGCACCUGUGGCAAGACCACCCCUUGCAGUCUAA
This is a messenger RNA of Sinocyclocheilus grahami, 921 nucleotides long. RefSeq lists its product as uncharacterized. The record is from RefSeq and is a predicted model, not a curated record. The transcript is spliced from 9 exons. The coding region runs from base 1 to 921 and encodes 306 amino acids. NCBI's taxonomy places the organism in Eukaryota, Metazoa, Chordata, Actinopteri, Cypriniformes, Cyprinidae.